UCGUCCUUUAAGAUCAAGACAAAAAUAGACUGCAAGGAGACUGCCUUGGAUUCUCCAGUGGAGUACGACAAGGAGUUCUCCCCUCGCCAGCGACACCACAAAGAGUUCAAGUUCAACUUAUCCCAGAUUCCUGAGGGUGAGGCGGUGACGGCUGCUGAAUUCCGCAUCUACAAGGACUGUGUUGUGGGGAGUUUUAAAAACCAAACUUUUCUUAUCAGCAUUUAUCAAGUCUUACAGGAGCAUCAGCACAGAGACUCCGACCUGUUUUUGUUGGACACCCGAGUCGUGUGGGCUUCGGAAGAAGGCUGGCUGGAAUUCGACAUCACGGCCACCAGCAACCUGUGGCUGGUGACGCCGCAGCACAACAUGGGGCUCCAGCUGAGCGUGGUCACGCGGGACGGGCUCCAUGUCAACCCCCGCGCCGCGGGCCUGGUGGGCAGAGACGGCCCCUACGACAAGCAGCCCUUCAUGGUGGCCUUCUUCAAGGUGAGCGAGGUCCACGUGCGCACCGCCAGGUCAGCGCCGGGCCGGCGCCGCCAGCAGAGUCGCAAUCGCUCCACCCAGGCCCAGGACGUGUCCCGGGUCUCCAGCGCUGCGGAUUACAACAGCAGUGAACUAAAAACAGCCUGCAGGAAGCAUGAGCUUUAUGUGAGCUUCCAAGACCUGGGAUGGCAGGACUGGAUCAUCGCACCCAAGGGCUACGCUGCCAAUUACUGUGAUGGAGAAUGCUCCUUCCCGCUCAAUGCACACAUGAAUGCCACCAACCAUGCCAUCGUGCAGACCCUGGUUCACCUCAUGAAUCCGGAGUACGUCCCCAAACCAUGCUGUGCCCCGACAAAACUAAAUGCCAUCUCUGUUCUUUACUUUGAUGACAACUCCAAUGUCAUCUUGAAAAAAUACAGGAAUAUGGUUGUGAGAGCUUGUGGCUGCCAUUAACUCGAAACCAGCUGCUGUGGACAUAUUUUACACCCCGAAGUCCUGGGUUACACCUGCCUUAAAAACCAGAACAGUAGCACAGAGCUGCACAUUGGAAGUGGGAGGAGGAGACCUGAAAGCAUCUCACGCUGGUGCCUUAUGAGCUGCCCAGGAAGAUUUCCAAGGGAACCCGCUAAUAGCUUGCUCACUUCAUAGAUAUGUGAGUAGUUGCUGGUCUAUAGGAAUUGGAAUGUCUGGUGUGUGAGAUCUGGGAACUGCCGAAGCACAACUCUGAGGUCCCCCUUUGUCCCCCAAAUUUAGUCUUAGCUUUAUAUCAAGCUGUGUUAUUGGUGAAGAAACAGGAGAAUACUCUUGGAGGAGUGUAAGUAUUCCCGGACAAAGCACCGGCUGCUGCAAUAUCAUCAAAGUAGAGUUCUGAGAUUGGAGGGGACCUCUCUUCCCAGGAGGGUGAGUUCUGAUCAGAUCAGCAGCUGGGCCCCCGACAGCGCUCCACAAAGGUGCCUUCUUCUCAUGCCCGUUUGUGCUAGUGUCAUUGGGGUGAAAAUGUACUUAGUCAAAACAAACCACCCCAUUUCCACAUCUGCUCCCCACCCCCACCCUUUGCUACAACUAAUAGCAGAGCAGUUGAUUCUGAGGCUGUACAGGGUGCAAAGUCUUCGCCGCGACUUUCAUUUUAACCCAGUGGCGUCUGAAAGUAGCACUGCCCCGUCCUGUGUGGGGUGGGCUCUCUGCAAAGCUCGGUAACUCCGCAUCUUAUCUACCCAUCAGCACCAACUACACGGCAUCUGGUGCUGUAGGGUGAGGCCUAGGAGGGAAAUCAUCCUGUCCCGGCAGUGGGUUCUGAGGUGAGCAUGCUGUUUAUGAACCGAAAUCACAACGUUCUCUUGUAGAAAAAUAAGAUUCAGAUUAAAUCUUAGAAUAUUUUUAAAAUGUCUUUUUCACAAUCAUGUACUGGGAAACCAAUUUCAUACUAAACUGAUUAAAUAAUACAUUUAUAAUCUAUAACUGUACUUACAGCUUUUUUUGUAAAUAGAAACUAAUUUAUUGUUUCCUAUCCAUUUUUGCUGUAACAUUUAAGGAGACCAUACUUUUUGUUUUUUAAAAAGAGUUUAUUUAGAAAGUAUAGUGUAAACAAAUCGUACCACCUUGAUCUGAAUACAAGACUCAUAACGCAAAGCUGAAGCCACUCGGGAUGCCGGCCUUCUUGGGAAAAUUGGGUUCUUUUACUGCACAUUUGUGAACCACGUGCAAUUAAUAAAGAUGUCCUUUAAGGCAGAGGCUGGCCGAGAUGCUGCUGUUAGCUCCUGCCCAGACAGUAGACGUGGUCUUGUUUCUGAGCUUCCUACACCAGCUGCACUGUGCCCAGUGUCCCCGGGAGGUGGGGGAGGGGGCUGCCCACAGAAUGGGUAUUGCGAAAAAGAACUCGAUGUUCAAGCACAGGUAUGUGUCUUGUCCUACAGUUGCUUAUAUCCAAGGGGACAG
Molecule: messenger RNA, 2418 nt
Organism: Fukomys damarensis (Damara mole-rat)
Lineage: Eukaryota; Metazoa; Chordata; Mammalia; Rodentia; Bathyergidae
Gene: Bmp6
Product: bone morphogenetic protein 6
Exons: 8
Biological process (GO): SMAD protein signal transduction
Cellular component (GO): extracellular region
Molecular function (GO): growth factor activity; cytokine activity
Source: RefSeq, a predicted model, not a curated record